Messenger RNA from Suillus clintonianus, 489 nucleotides. RefSeq lists its product as uncharacterized. The transcript has 3 exons. Bases 1 to 489 code for a protein of 162 amino acids. The record is from RefSeq and is a predicted model, not a curated record. Lineage: Eukaryota; Fungi; Basidiomycota; Agaricomycetes; Boletales; Suillaceae.
AUGGCUAACUCAGAACUCUGGUCGUCGCCCGUGGUGCAGACCCUCUUUGCUCGUUCACCUCCCGCUCCCCUCACGGCGAAGAACAUAUGGCACCAGGAUCUAACAGCUCAGAUCAACCAGCUGCCAGCUGGUCCCAAUGUCAAGGCUGUCCUCCACCUGCUCAAUGAUAAUUUCAAUGGCUGUCACGAGAUUACACAAACCCAAGAAGGCAACCCCUAUGCUGAUCACAUGCACUCCAUCGCCCAUAGGCGUGAGCCCGACUACGAGAACUCCAAGUAUUGGAUUGGACGAUUCUCCCAUGAGCACUUGCCGGACAUAUACUCGCCUGGCGGCACCGUUACUCAGGCUAAGCAGGAAAUGGACAAGUUUGUAGAUGCAGUACAAUCUGUUGAAGCUUCUGGAACGGGGGUCGCGGACAAUGAGAAGAGGCAGUGGGAGGAAAUGACGAAGCUUGCCAGAAUCCUGAUUGACUCGGAAAGAGAACUUUAA